Molecule: messenger RNA, 849 nt
Organism: Verticillium dahliae VdLs.17
Lineage: Eukaryota; Fungi; Ascomycota; Sordariomycetes; Glomerellales; Plectosphaerellaceae
Product: NADPH-dependent 1-acyldihydroxyacetone phosphate reductase
Exons: 3
Coding region: 1-849 (282 amino acids)
Biological process (GO): phosphatidic acid biosynthetic process; triglyceride catabolic process
Cellular component (GO): endoplasmic reticulum; lipid droplet
Molecular function (GO): acylglycerone-phosphate reductase (NADP+) activity; triacylglycerol lipase activity
Source: RefSeq, a predicted model, not a curated record
AUGUCCGCCAAUAUUUCACAGGGCUGUCGCACGGUUCUGAUUACUGGCUGUACACCUGGUGGAAUUGGCUAUGCCUUGGUCAAAGAGUUCAAUGCCUGCGGGCUUCAAGUCAUUGCCACCGGGCGCCGACCCGAGGUUUUGAAGGCGCUUAUUGGUCUUGGCGUCUCUGCCGUUGCUCUUGACGUGACUAAUGCUGAGAGCAUCGCGGCCAGAGGUGUGAGCCACACGAUCCCGGCGACGGAUAUCGAUUUGGACGAGGUUCGCGCCACCUUCGAGACCAACGUGCUUAGUGUUAUGGCUAUGGUGCAGGCCUUCGUGCCCCUUCUCAUCGCUAGGCGUGGCCUCAUCAUCAACAUUAGCUCGCUAUCAUCUGUCUCGCCCUAUGUCUUCGGCACUGUCUACAGCUCCACGAAAGGCGCCAUCAAUUCCUACAGCCGCACCCUACGUCAAGAGCUGCGGCCCUUUGGUGUUCGCGUACUUGUUUCCAUGACGGGCACCGUCAGCACGUCCAAUCCCAAGGCCCAUCGUGAGCUGCCUAUUGGCUCACUAUACAUGCCUAUGAAGGAUCUCUUUACUGCUCGCCAGCAGUGGUCGCAGCACAACGCCACCAUGAACAACGCAACUUUUGCCAAACAACUAGUGUCUGAGGCGCUGCGCGGCGAGGGCUGGUUAGGUGGACUGCUCGGCGGUUCGCGCAAGUGGUUCUGGGCUGGUGGCUUGUCUACUCAGGUCUGGCUGGCUAGGUGGCUUUUCGGCGAGACAUUGCUAGACGAAAUGGCUUACAGGCGUUUUCACCUCCACGAACUCGAGGCGAAGAUCCGCAAAGACGCCGCACAGCGGAUCAAGUAG